AUGAAGGUCCACUCGUCAUGGCGAUACACAUCGCCCCUCUGCCAGGUCGUCCUGGUCUCGUUCGUCUGCUUUGCCACCGUCGGCAUGUUCAGUGCCGUGUCUAACCUCGGUGCCGGUGGUACCCAGUCGAUCACUCUAUCCAACAUCACCAACGCCAUCCUCUACGCCCUUUUCGCGUUGACGGGUCUCGUUGCCGGUUCGUUCAACAACAUCUUUGGUCCCCGCGUCACCCUCUUCUGCGGUUCGCUCGGUUACGCUCUUUACCUCGCCGCUCUCUGGGUCUACCAGGAGAAGGCGCAGGACUGGUUCCUCAUCUUCUCUGGUGCCGUCCUCGGCAUGUGCGCUGCGCUGCUCUGGACUGCCCAGGGAUGCAUCAUGCUUUCCUACCCCCUCGAGUCCGAGAAGGGUCGUUCGUUCUCCAUCUUCUGGGCCAUCUUCAACAGUGGUUCGCUCAUGGGCGGUCUCAUCGCCCUCGGCAUCAACCUCAAGGCGGGCGGCCUCGACGCCGUCAAGGUCUCCACCUACAUCGCCUUCUUCGCCGUCAUCAUGGUCGGUGUCGCUCUCACCUGGACCCUGCUCCCUCCCAACCGCGUCGUCCGUACCGACGGUACCCUCGUCAAGAUUCAGAAGAGCAACACCGUCCGCGAGGAGGUUUACGCGCUUCUCAGCACCCUCAAGAACAAGCAGAUCAUGCUGCUCAUUCCCAUGUUCUUCGCCUCCAACUUUUUCUAUCCCUAUCAAGGCUCUAUCGCCUUCAAGUCGUUCGACUCAUCGGCCCGUUCAGUCAACGGUGUGGUUAAGUCGGUUGGUCAGAUCCUCGGUGCACUGAUCCUCGGUUUUCUGCUCGACAAGCUCCCCAUGCAGCGACGCAACCGUGGUCUUUGCGGCCUGGCCCUCACCGUCGUCUUCACCAUCGUCUCUUACAGCUGGGGUAUCAAGUACCAGAUCCCCAUCACCCGUGCUACCAAGUGGGAGCGCAAGAUCAGCUACAACGACGCUGCCUUUGCCGAGCCCAUGUCGAUCUUCAUCCUCUACGACUUCGGCGAUGCCUUCUACCAGGGUCUCGCCUACUGGAUCAUGGGUGCCAUCACCAACGACCCCUUCGAGCUCGCUCGUUUCGCCGGCAUGUACAAGGCGGUUCAGUCGGCCGGUGCUGCCGUCGCCUUCGCCAUGGACGCUACCGAGGUGCCUUACAUCAACGAGAUCGCCGCCGUGUUCGGUUUGAUGAUGUUCUCGUUCCCCUUCGCCGGCAUGGUCAUCUGGAACAUCCGCGACUCCAACUACGAGGUCGAGAAGGUGGUCUACGUCGACGAGGUCGCCGCCGAGAACAACAACACCAUCGCCGUCCUCGAGACCGCCAACCCGAACGCACCCGCCUUCGACCGCCAGUCGUCCGGCAGCAGCGAGAAGAAGAUGUAA
This is a messenger RNA of Kalmanozyma brasiliensis GHG001, 1419 nucleotides long. RefSeq names its product Major facilitator superfamily. The record is from RefSeq and is a predicted model, not a curated record. NCBI's taxonomy places the organism in Eukaryota, Fungi, Basidiomycota, Ustilaginomycetes, Ustilaginales. Bases 1 to 1419 code for a protein of 472 amino acids. The transcript is spliced from 2 exons.